AUGAAACAUGAUCUUCCCGAAACAGUGGCCAUUCUGCAGCAGUCUAUUUACGUGGACGACCUGCUGUGUGGAGCAGAAAAUGAAGAGGAAGCCACGAAGAUCUACGAAGAGGCUAAUUUCAUCUUUGAAAAGGCGUCCAUGCGCCUCCACAACACAAGGGAUAAAUCCUUCGGAUUCUAUGUGCUUCCUAAAGAGCGAAAGCUUCGAGAGACAUGGAUCCAACGGAUUAACAGGGCCGGACAGAGCGGCAGGUUCUCGAAGUUUACUCCAACCACAGGACACAGAGUUUGCAGUGCCCACUUCGAAGGAGGCAAAAAGACUUAUAUGAACCGUGUGCCCACAAUAUUCCCUUUGAGACAGCAAAAGGUGGAGAAGAGGCGACCGUUGAGAAGAACAAAGGCUCUUGUAAAAGAUGAGAAAAAGCUGCGCUAUUACACCGGUUUCACAUCCAGCGAGCGCUUAGACAAUUUUUGGUCCCUUCUAGAACCAGAUGCCAAAAGGCUACGGUUCUGGCAGAUGAAGGAAACAGAAAGUGAGUACAGAAACUUCAUCCCACCUUUGAAGACCCAGCUCAUGCUGGUCCUGAUGAGACUGCGGCUUGGUCUUGACGGCCUUGGCCUAGCAUACAGGUUUGGUGUCUCUAAAACAACAGUUUCAAGGAUCUGGGCAACAUGGCUGGAUUUUUUGGACAACAGGCUUUGUCAGGUCCCAACUUGGAUGCCGCCGCAACUGUGUGACAAGUACAGGCCAAAAGGCUUCAUUGAUAAGGGCUAUACUACUGUUGAUGGCAUUCUUGGUUGUACAGAAAUUUUCAUUGAAACCCCUUCGUCAUUCCGGGCGCAGAGUGAGACAUAUUCCUCUUACCAAAACCACAAUACCGCGAAAGGAUUAGUUGUGUGCAGCCCAAAUGGCUUUGUCAUGUUUGUGUCUGACCUUGCUCCCGGAAGACUGUCCGACAAGGCCCUGACAAAGGCUUGCGGCGUACUGGAAAAAUUCUCGCCAGGGCGAAGUGUGAUGGCCGACAGGGGAUUUACUAUUGAAGAAGAGUGCAAGCAGCAUUCACUGCGCUUGAAGAUUCCGCCGUUCCUGGGAGGACGGCCUCAACUGCCCGAAGCGGAUGAGACUGACACAAGACUCAUUGCAAGUGUGCGAAUACACGUGGAGAGGGUCAUCCGGAAGAUCAAGACUUACAAAAUACUGUCCCACGUGUUCCUAAACAGCAUGUCAGGACAACUUAACAAAGUGUGGCACAUUUGUGCACUCUUGACCAACUUUGUGGGUGAACCAUUGUUGAGAGAAGAAUGA
This is a messenger RNA of Rhipicephalus sanguineus (brown dog tick), 1305 nucleotides long. RefSeq lists its product as uncharacterized. The transcript is spliced from 6 exons. NCBI's taxonomy places the organism in Eukaryota, Metazoa, Arthropoda, Arachnida, Ixodida, Ixodidae. Bases 1 to 1305 code for a protein of 434 amino acids. The record is from RefSeq and is a predicted model, not a curated record.